UGGCCCAGCCUCAGGGAGUGCAUUAUAAGUGCAGAGAAUUGCUGUUGUGGAUUUUAUUUCAUCUGUUAUGCUGUGUUGUGGGAAAAAAAGCAAGAAAAAAGUUUGUAGGAAGGAGGAGAUUAGAGGAGCUGAAGUCAACCUUGGAUUUGUUGAAGACUCAUUAAGGGAUAUUGAUGCCGUUGGUGACCGAGUGUUGGGUGGUGAAGCAGGAGAGGUGUGUGUUAGUGAACAAGAACAGACCCGACAAGCAAAAUCCAUGAUGAGCAACCAAGUCCCUGCCAUUACCAAACCUGCACCAGUCUUCAGGGGCACUGCUGUCGUGGACGGUCAAUUCAAAGAAAUAUCACUAGAGGAUUACAAAGGCAAAUAUAUUGUCUUGUUCUUCUAUCCACUUGACUUCACCUUUGUCUGUCCAACUGAAAUCAUCGCCUUCUCUGACAGAGUAGAAGAGUUCCGCAACAUUGGCUGUGAAGUGGUGGCGUGUUCCACAGACUCUCACUUUUCUCACCUUGCAUGGGUUAACACUCCACGUAAAGAAGGUGGGUUGGGAGCAAUGAACAUUCCCCUCUUGGCUGACAAGUCAAUGGAAAUAUCAAAGGCUUAUGGUGUUCUCAAAGAAGAUGAAGGGCUUGCUUUCCGUGGACUCUUUAUCAUUGAUGGGAAACAAAAUCUGCGUCAGGCAACAAUCAAUGAUUUGCCCGUGGGACGUGAUGUAGAUGAAACCCUACGCCUGGUGCAAGCUUUCCAAUUUGUGGAGGAACAUGGUGAAGUUUGUCCCGCUGGAUGGAGGCCUGGUGGUAAGACGAUGAAGGCAGACCCUUCUGGCAGUAAGGAAUAUUUCCAGAGUGAGAACUAGUGGACCGCCUCUAGUAAAGAUGUAUACUUGUCUCGUUAUAAGUUAGCUACUCAGUGAUUUACUUUUAGUGUUCAUUUUGUUACCAUAUAAUUGUGUUCAGUUUCAGGAACAAGACAUUGCAAGUCAGUGGAUGUAUAUUUUCAGUGUUAACAGUAUCACUGUCCAUACUUAUAAGUUUAUACACUCAAAAAUAUCUUGCCAGUACUAGGAAUAAAUAUUUAAAGUCA
Messenger RNA from Homarus americanus (American lobster), 1083 nucleotides. Its product is annotated as peroxiredoxin 1-like. The coding region runs from base 68 to 856 and encodes 262 amino acids. Gene Ontology annotation, molecular function: thioredoxin peroxidase activity. NCBI's taxonomy places the organism in Eukaryota, Metazoa, Arthropoda, Malacostraca, Decapoda, Nephropidae. Gene Ontology annotation, cellular component: cytosol. The record is from RefSeq and is a predicted model, not a curated record. Gene Ontology annotation, biological process: cellular response to stress; hydrogen peroxide catabolic process; response to oxidative stress. The transcript has 5 exons.